GUUUCGAGAACACACACACUCAUCGGUGAAAAUACUACACGUCACCUGAUAAGAUAUGCGGGCUGAACACACACACACACGCGGGCAGUCUGAUGUGCGCACCAGUCGUUGGCACAAUUAUUUUCUCUCCUCUCUUGUUUCACUUCUUUUCUACCUUCGCUCCAACUUAAUUCUCUCUCCUACUCGUGAAUAGAUAAAUGCUGUGUUUCAGUUCUGGUGGUAAUCAAUUGUGCUUCAGAAAGUAAGAUCGAUUACAUAAACACGAAGAAAGAGGAGGAAGAGAGAGGUGAGGAGAGGAAAAAAAGAAGGAAAAAAUAUACAGGAAAGAAUACGUAAAAGGAAGAAAGAAGAGAAGAAAAAGAGAAAAUAAGGGAAGAGGAUAAACUGCUUUACAAUAACUACGCGAAGAGAAAAAGAAGGAAGGAAGAAAGAAAGGAAAGAGCAACGAAAAGAGGAAAAAGGACAGAAGGCGAGGAUGGGGAAUAAGAACACAACCUUCACGGAGGAGGAACUGGAGGACUAUGAGGACCUGACUUACCUGACGCGGCGGGAGAUUCUCGUCGCGUGGGGCAAGUGGAAGGGGCUGGUUGGGGGACAAGGGGAACCAGACAGAGUAACUCGCUACCCUGAGGAGGAUGUACAGAAGUUACCGGAGUUACAGCACAACCCGUUCAGGGAGCGCAUCACCCGCGUGUUCUCGUCACUGAAGGACUCCAGGAUGAGUUUCGAGGACUUCCUUGACUUGCUGUCCGUGAUGAGCAGCAAGGCGCCCCUGCAGCUCAAGGCCCACUACGCCUUCCACAUCUUUGAUUACAACGAGGAUCAAGUUCUGGACACCGAGGACCUAGAGGUGGUGGUGGAGAGGCUGACCGGGGAUCACGCGCUACUGCCGGAGGAGAAGAGCAAACUAGUGGAAAAGCUCCUCGAGGAUACGGAUCUGGACGGAGGCGGCAUCUCUGAGGAGGAGUUUAAGCAUCUACUGACGAAGUGCCCAGAUUUUACCCACUCCUUCAGGUUCUCAGUGUGACGCAGCAGGAGGAGGAGGAGGAGGAUGGAUGGGGUGGUGAUGGUGGUGGUGGUGGUGGGAGUGCUAUUUUGUGGAUUAGAAUGAGAGAAGGAUUAGAUUGAGUGCUUACAAAAAGAUAUGCAAAACGAUAAUGAAGAACUACAAGGUGGUGAUGAAGGAGGAAGAGGAGGAGGGAAAGAAAAGGAAAGUUGUGUUAUUUAGAGAAAAGAAAAUAUCUGGAAAACGAACAAGAAGAACAAGAACAAGAGGAUGAACAAUAAGAAGACAGAAAAGGAGGAGAAGGAAGCGAAGAGUGAGAUACAAGAGGAAACAAGAAAAGGGAGGAAGAAAGACAAGGAAAUGGUCAGGAAAGGCAAAAAACGAAGACGAAAAAUAUGAAUGGAAGAAAAAAAAAACAAUAUAGAAAAGGAAUUUAUAUCAGAAAAGAGAGUGAGAGAGGGAGAGGAUCAAGGGAAAAAAAACAUCAGUAUUAAAAUAGAAACAGAACAAGGAGGAAGAGGAAGAAGAGGAAAAAACGGAGCAAAGUAUGGAGGAAGACAGAGAAAUAUGGAGGAAAAGAAAGAGAGAAAAAAACUUGUCGAAGAGGAAGAGGAAAUAGGGUAGACAGAUCAGUAGUAGUAGUAGUAGUAGUAGUAGUAGUAGUAGUAGUAGUAGUAGUAGUAGUAGUAGUAGUAGCAGUAGUAGUAGUAAGAGGAUAAUGAUAACGGUGAUGCUGCUUCUGCUACUGUUGUGAUGAUGAUGAUGAUGAUGAUGAUGAUGAUGAUGAGGAGGAGGAGGAGGAGGAGGAGGAGGAGGAGGAGGAAGACAAUUUGAUGACAAAGGCAAGAAAAAAAUGAGGAAAAGGAGGAAAACGAAAUAAGGAGGAGGAGGAGGAGGAGGAGGAGAGGAAAAGGAGGAAAACGAAAUAAGGAGGGGGAGGAGGAGGAGGUGGUGGAGGUGGUGGUGGUGGUGGUACAGUACACUAACAAGAAAGUGACAGACGGGAAGCGAGGCGGAAGGAAAUGAGGGGAAGAAGAAGGAGAAAGAGGUAGGGACGAAAAAAAGCGUCGAAGAAGAAGAAAGACGAGGAGGAGGAGGAGGAGGAGGAGAGGAGAGGAGAGGAGUGAGAGAAAUAAUAAUACAAGAUCAUGUUCUCCGAUUACCUCCUUUCCUCCAUCAGCAGACGCGAGAGAAAAGGAAAACGGACUCGACCUUGGAGCCUCGAGGGGAGAACUUAAAUAGACGCGAAAACCCACACAAAUUAUUGCGUCCAGGAUUCAGAGUUGUCACGCUCUGCUGGCUCUCUCUCUUUCUCUCUCCCUCUCCCUCUCUCUCUCUCUCUCUCUCUCUCUCUCUCUGGCGGUUCCUAUUUUCUAUGACAGCUUUAUGGUUCUUUUAAUAUAAGUAAAGAAUCUCUCUCUCUCUCUCUCUCUCUCUCUCUCUCUCUCUCUCUCUCUCUCUCUCUCUCUCUCUCUCUCUCUCUCUCUCUCUCUCUCUCAUUAUAAUUUGAUUCUCGGGGCUCCUGGUAUUAUUAUUAUUAUUAUUAUUAUUAUUAUUAUUAUUAUUAUUAUUAUUAUUAUUACUUUAUUUUUAUUACUGUUGUUGUUACGAAACAUUCUAGUCGACUGUAAACAGAGCAAAAUGUAAAUAAUUGUGAAAAAUAAGAUUGGAUUACAAAUUAA
Molecule: messenger RNA, 2688 nt
Organism: Scylla paramamosain (green mud crab)
Lineage: Eukaryota; Metazoa; Arthropoda; Malacostraca; Decapoda; Portunidae
Product: calcium and integrin-binding protein 1-like
Exons: 6
Coding region: 476-1027 (183 amino acids)
Molecular function (GO): calcium ion binding; magnesium ion binding
Source: RefSeq, a predicted model, not a curated record